This is a messenger RNA of Trichechus manatus latirostris (Florida manatee), 1638 nucleotides long. It is a transcript of the gene TMPRSS13, whose product is annotated as transmembrane serine protease 13. The coding region runs from base 1 to 1638 and encodes 545 amino acids. Lineage: Eukaryota; Metazoa; Chordata; Mammalia; Sirenia; Trichechidae. The transcript is spliced from 14 exons. Gene Ontology annotation, biological process: proteolysis. The record is from RefSeq and is a predicted model, not a curated record. Gene Ontology annotation, molecular function: serine-type endopeptidase activity; protein binding. Gene Ontology annotation, cellular component: membrane.
AUGGGGGUGGACUGUGCCUGGCAAGGCGGGCAAGAUGCAGCUACGCCACCUCCUGCCCCAGCUCAUCUGCAGGGGGCUGGACAAGCUUCUAAUGGGGACUCUUGGGAGCUUCAGAGGCACAACGAGGUGGCAGCAGUGACAGCUGGGGUGAAUGCUUCCUCAGCAAGGACGUCUUCAGCCAGGGCAUCCCCAGCCAUGGUGUCCCCAGCCCCGGCAUCGCCUUCCAGGUCAUCGUCUGGCAGGUCAUCGUCUGGCAGGUCGGCCUCCACGACACACUCUCCAACCAGAGUGUAUCUUGUUAGAACAACACCAGUGAGGGCAGUACCCACCCGGGCGUCUCCUGCCAGGUCACUGCCAGCCACCAGGGCCACCGUGGAGAGCUCAGGUCUCAGCUUGCCCAAGUUCACCUGGCUGGUGGGCCAGAAGUGGCUGCCGCUCACCGCGUGCAUCCUCCUCCUCAUUGCCCUUGUGGUGUCGCUCAUCCUGCUCUUCUACUUCUGGCAGGACUCCACAGGGAUCAAGUACAAGGAGCCGGUUGAGAGCUGCCCCAGGCAUGCAGUUCGCUGUGAUGGGGUGGUGGACUGCAAGCUCAAGAGUGAUGAGCUGGGCUGUGUAAGGUUUGACUGGGACAAGUCUCUGCUUAAAGUCUACUCUGGAAUCUCCCAUAAGUGGCUUCCUGUGUGCAGUGACAGCUGGAAGGACACCUACUCAGAGAAGACCUGCCAGCAGCUGGGCUUUGAGAGUGCUUACCGGACAACUGAGGUGGUCCAUAGGGACUUUGCCAGCAGUUUCUCAGUCUCUAAAUACAACUCCACCAUCCAGGAAAGUCUCCACAGGUCUGAAUGCCCAUCUCAGCAUUACGUCUCUCUCCAGUGUUCCCACUGUGGACAGAGGGCCAUGACCGGUCGGAUCGUGGGUGGCACGUUGGCCUCAGAGAGCAAGUGGCCUUGGCAAGUGAGUCUCCACUAUGGCACCGCCCACAUUUGUGGGGGCACACUGAUCGACGACCAGUGGGUGCUCACUGCUGCCCACUGCUUCUUUGUGACCAGGGAGAGGCUGCUGGAUGGCUGGAAGGUGUACGCAGGCACCAACAACCUGCACCAGCUGCCCGAGGCAGCCUCCAUCUCCCAGAUCAUCAUCAACGGCAACUACACCGAGGAGCAAGACGACUAUGACAUCGCCCUCAUGCGGCUCUCCAAGCCUCUGCCCCUGUCCGCUCACAUCCGCCCUGCCUGCCUCCCCAUGCACGGACAGACCUUCAGUCUCAACGAGACUUGCUGGAUCACAGGCUUUGGCAAGACCAAGGAGACAGAUGAAAAGACGUCCCCUUUCCUCCGGGAGGUGCAGGUCAACCUCAUCGACUUCCAGAAGUGCAAUGGCUACUUAGUCUAUGAUAGCUACCUUACUCCCAGGAUGAUGUGUGCUGGGGACAUUCAUGGAGGCAGAGACUCCUGCCAGGGAGACAGUGGGGGGCCUCUUGUCUGUGAGCAGAACAACCGCUGGUACCUGAUAGGAGUCACCAGCUGGGGCACAGGCUGUGGCCAGAGAAACAAACCUGGUGUGUACACCAAAGUGACGGAAGUCCUCCCCUGGAUUUACAGCAAAAUGGAGAGUGAAGUGCGCUUCCGGAAAUCCUAA